Molecule: messenger RNA, 5672 nt
Organism: Anopheles moucheti
Lineage: Eukaryota; Metazoa; Arthropoda; Insecta; Diptera; Culicidae
Gene: Pep
Product: zinc finger protein on ecdysone puffs
Exons: 5
Coding region: 1-2091 (696 amino acids)
Cellular component (GO): nucleus
Source: RefSeq, a predicted model, not a curated record
AUGGCUUACCGCAACAACAACCGUCGUGGUGGUGGCGGUGGCGGUGGAAGCGGCGGUGGCGGAGGUGGCGGCGGUGGUGGUGGCGGCGGCGGUGGCGGUGGCAACUUCGGCAACAACUAUGGCAACCGUAUCAAUCCCUGGGAUGCGGGUGUGGGCGGUGUCCGUGUGAACAAUGAUGCGCUCUCAUUUGCCAACAGUUUAAUUAACAACCUGCUCGGCAAUCAGAACGCGAACCAGGUACCGUCCCUGCUGGAUGGUGUUCAAUCUUCGCGUUUCGACGACAUGAAUGGUUACAACUUCAUUAGGAACCGAUAUGGUAAAAAUCGUAACAUCAAUGGACGUGGCAUACGCAAACCGGAUGCCGUUGCCCGUACCAAGAAUGUGCUGGCGAAGAAUUGUAAUAAACCGUUUAGCAAAGAGGCACUCGGCAAUGCUGGUACCAGCAGCCGUAACAAUGAUCGUAAUAGUGGCAAUAAAGGAGCAAAAAAGGGUAACCUACCGGGUGGACCGGCUGCCGCCGGCGGCAGCAGCGCAAAGGAAAAGGCCUCCACGGCCAAGGCAUCACCGUACAUGGAUGUGUCGAACGAUUUUCUCUACUGUCACAUGUGCGAUAAGCACAUGUACGAUGCCACCUCGUUCGAAAACCACAUCACCGGCCGGACGCACCGCGUGAUGAAGGAAAGCAUCGAGGAAAGCUACCGGAUGCGAGCGACGCUGCUCCGGCAGGAGGCGCGCAUCGCCGAACAGCUCAAAACGAUCGAGAUCGAUCGUCUGAAGCGCAUGGGGAAGGCGAAAAAUUACUACAAGGUGCGCGAGUACUGCCCGAUGUGUGAGCUGUUCUUCUACGGGCACAUUAUCGCCCAUCGGCGCUCGGAGAAGCACUUGGAUUUGAAGAAGUUCCUGCACCCGAAGUGUGACGACUGCGAGCUGGAGUUUCACAACCGUACCGAGUACGACGACCAUCUGCUGUCGGUCGUGCACAUGAAGAAUUGCAAAUCCAAACCGAGCCGGCUGGAGAUCGAGCGGAAGACAAAGCAACUGACCAUCUCCACUAUGAGCGAUGAGCUGCUAGAUAUACGCGAGGAGAUCGCGCCCAAAAAGCGCAAGGACAAACCGGAAGGUUCCGGCUCGGGUGCGAAGCGAUCCGAAGCGGACGGGAAAUCGGUGAGCAAGCAGCAAACAGCAGGCGAACAGUCGACGUCGGGUGGCGCGGGUGAAAAUGGUGACGCGAGCAAAGCGGACGACGAUACGCCCGCCAUGGCCGACUCGACCGUGGAGGAUGGUAGCGAGUGUGGCAAACCGUCCGCGGUGGAGGACGGUGUCGGUGCAACGCUCGACGAUCCGAAGCUGGACGACGAAUGUCCGGAGGACGAGAUGGCGAAGGAGGAAGAAAGCGAAGACUGCAUAUUGGAUUACAAACCGGGCGAUGAGAUAGCGCCGGAAAUCGACAACAAGCUGCCCCGGUACAGGAAGAACCGCGCGCUCGGGUUGAGCCUGAUCGGAAAGCUGGAGUGUGUCGAGUGUCGCAUCUGCCACAAGUACUUUGACAGUGAGGCAACCGGCGAGGUGCACGCCCGCACACAUUCGCACUACCGUGCAUUUAUACGCUUUCUGAACGAGAAGGCGAUGGAGGUACGCAUCGCGCAGAAGCGUGCGGCCGUCGCACUCGAGGAAGCGGAAGCGGCCAAGAAGAAGCAGAAGCUGGCCGACGAAAAGAAGCACACGGCGGAGGACGUGAAUGGCGAGCCGGGGAAUGUGGGCGAAACCGAGAAGAAGGACUCGGACCUGUACGAUCCAUCGGAGGCGACAGAAUCGGGCGAUGCCAGCAUGGCCGAAGAUGGCAAAAGUGAUGAUGGUCAAAACGGAUCGGAACAGAUCGAACCGAUGGAGACGGAUGUGGCCGGUAAGGACACGGACAAGGCGGCGGCAGCAGCAUCCGCGACGGAUGACGAUGAGUCGGGUACGCAACCGGAACCAGACUCCAGCAAGGAGGACGAUUAUAAGGACGCGAAGGAUGAUAAACACAGCGCGAAAGGUGGCAAUCGACGGGGACGAAAUACACGAUCGGGGCGGUUCGCUGGACGGUAUUAGUUAGCUCCAGCCCCAGGGGGAACGUCUGGCGAAUGUAGUGCAACUAGCGAAGCAAAUACUUCUUACCAAAGAAACCCGUUUAAUCUUCGAUGCUAAUGGCGUACGUGCUAAUGCGUCUCGAUUGUUUCCGCGCGAGGGUUAUCGGGGCAAUUCCGUACCCAUUUGCGUACAUUACGGUCAGCAAACAAAUAAACACACACCCACAGGCACAACAAAUCACUUUGGACAUUGAUACACAUCCCAGCAUGCGGUUUCGGGCGGCUAUGGCGACCGGAAAUGGGAAAUGGGUACAUACAUCAUACGUUUUGUGUAGCGCAUUUUACGUCCACACUGCUACUACUACGACUACUACUACUACUUACUACUAACCUACGCCCGUGGUAGCUUUAUUCGCCCACUCCGGGUACUCACCUACACGGCUACAUGCUAUCUAACGCAUCUUGUGCUAAAACAUACACACGCACACGAUAUCGAAUGUAAACCUUGGAUGUGUUUGUAUGUGUGUAUGUGUGUGUGUGUGUGUGUGUGUAUGUAGCGCUUUUAGCAGGAUCAAGGAUCAUUCAUGCAAAUUAACGCCAUAUUGUAAGCAAUGUGGUAAGAUAUCUUCUAUGAGCUCCUUUCGGAACCGGUUGCACAAAGAGAGCGAAAGAUUGAGACAGAGAGAGAGAGAGAGAGAGAGAGAGAGAGGGAGAGAGAGAGAGAGAGACAGAGAACGAGCUAGAGUUUGUGUAUGUAGUGUAGACGGUGUUCACAAGUGAUUAACAAUCGACUUUGCUGAUCGAAUCUGGUUCGAUUCGUUCCAUGGUGCUUUGUUUGUUCAUUAGCUGUUUGCCUAGAUAGAUUCUGUAUGUGUGUGUGUGUGUGUGUGUGUGUGUGUGUGUGUUAACCCACGCAAGCUCUCUUUCGCUUUGUGGCGGAACAUUUGAGUGAUACUAAGGAACCUUAUACGGUCCUUAUACCUUAAUUUUAAUAAAAACCGUACUGCAAAAGGGGUUCGGCACAGGAAUGAGCAAUCGCUUGUUAACAAUAGUAGCAAGAUUUACACUAAAGAUACACACACACGCGCACAUAAAUGGUCGUGCCACCAGCGACUACAGUCCUUUGACAAUAGGAAAUGUGCAUUCCGGAAUGAAAAUGGUAUGUUCGUACUAUUCCUGUUCGAAUACUAAUUAAUUUAACGACUAACAUCCAUUAAAUUUCAGAUACAGUAUAAAAUGAAAUCGCUACAAGGAACAAUGCACGACUGGAAGUUAUGAAAAGGUAUCAAACAUAAUAAAAAAAAAAUCCAAAAUUGAGGCAAAAUGAUGCGAAAAGGAUGAAAAAGAUUCUAAAAGAAAUGAAAAAAUAGGUAAAGUAACAAAAAAAUCCGAUAAAGGUCUUAAACAAACGAAGAGAUACAUACGGCAAGGAAACAAAAAAGAAAAAAAAGCAACAAACAAGAACGAAAUUACCCAAAAAAAAGAAAGAAAAGAAAUGAAAAGAGAGGAAAAGGAAUACUAAAUUGCAAAUAAUUGAAAUAAAAUUUACCGGAAAAGAAGGGAAGAAAAGGAACAUAAAUAAGAAUUGAAACAUAUGGAGUAAAACAACAGUCGUAUCCACUCCGUUCUGUUUGGUUUGAAAGAUCGAACCAGUUUCGUUCCGGUGCGGCCAUGUUUUAUUCAAUCUUGCCCAUCACUACUUUGCAGCCGUAGAACAACCGCUAAACGUAAUUGUAAUUGUUUCUCUUCGUAUACUCUACUCUAGGCACCGAGGCAGCUGAUCAUAACCGUCGUAUUAACCUGUAUGCGAACUGAUCCUCGUGUGUGUGUGUGUGUCUGUGUGUGUGCAAAAUCUGCGCCAUAAGCAAACGCAAAUAUAUAAACGUCAAAAGAACCUUCUGUACGAUGGAAUUUGUUUUCCACUUGGCAAAACAGUCUUUAUCGAGGAACCAUUGCCAAAUGUACGAUUCAAUAGCAAAAUGCCGUCACUAGGACAAUGACACUUGGAUCUGGAUGGUCAAGUCAGUAAAUCAAACAUUUUUCAACCUACUUACCGGAAAACUCGGUAUGCAACUCUGGUUGGAUGGGAAACAUUUCAGCACAUAAAGGCAUUGAUGAAAGCAAACAAAGCAAAACAAAAAAUCGCUUCUAAUUGUGUAGUGCAUUAAAUAUGCGUCAUAUAAAGGAAUUUCCACAUUUUGGGUAGUAACCGUCUACCGUCUACUUAACAAAAAAAAAACAAACAAACAUAACAAAACAACCACAGCAAAUUUGUCUCACUAAUACUCCCGCUCAGGAGCAGAUGAUUCCUCAUCCUCAACACUAACAGUAAUCCGCCUGCGUUUACGCUAUGCGCAAUGUAAUACUAAGUUUUCUUUCUCACUGUAAUGCACCGAACCGGUACAAACACUCAGUCUAAGGUGAUGAAAGUCCAUACGCAAAACCACAAUUAUUCACGCACGAAAACUGAAUGCACACAAUACAUUUGCAGCGCACAGGAAAGCAAACAAAGUAGGCACAGUUGGUGCCGCCCGAAGCUCUACUAGUAGCGCCCAAGACAAUGCCCAACAAAACAAUAUGUGUAAGCUAUCGAUUAGCCGGUUCCGGUCCAAGGAUGUGUAGUGAUUGUUUCGUAGCAAAAAUGUAAUCGUUCAGAAUAACACUAUUAAACCACGCAACGUAAAGGGGGCAACGCUGAAUCAAAUUAAACUCGACCUUAAAAAAAAAACUCAUAUGCACACCCCUAUAUGACACACACUGUACACCGCACACUGUACACUGUAUGUGGCCUUUCGGUGUAAUGCACCCGCCCCAAGCGAUUGGCGGCCUGAUUGGCACUGGCAUUCAAUGAAAUUGUUACAAAAUUACGGAUGGAAUACGGCCAGCUUUGAGGAGAACAAAACGAAACAAACUGUAACACAACGUUUUGCCUCUUGCGUGUUGCCUAGCCUAGUUCGUUAUGACCUAUUCAAUCACGAGAUCAUGCAGGAAUUAUAACCGAUCGGGACACAAGUCCCAGUGAGCGCUCUUACUUACUGCAUCGGGCAACGAUGCGUUCUCUUUUCGGUUGGGGCGAUAAACACGAUUGUUCUGAAAUUCAGAACCACUUACGAAGAGGGACAGACACAGCCGAUCGAACGCUAAGGAACGUUAGGGCUAAGGCAGUGCUACAAAUGGGUUGCGGGUCCCUUUUGCCCUGUUAAAUCAAAGAAGAGUGAGAUUUGAGGGAAAAUUAAUGUAAUAACAAAUUCAAUUGUAGUAACAUACUUUUAGGUGAACCGAUCGAAUCCAUCUGUACGAAGUGGAAGGGGACGAACCGGAUGCGGAUGAAGAACUGCAGAGUGGAUGCGUUAUGGAGCAUUUUACUUGUUCUUGGUGAGGUCAAAACAAAACAUCUCAUUCUGGUGUCGUGGAAGCAGAAGCCCAACACCACGUAUCGAAUGAAAGGGAGAAAAGUGAACUGCAAUGAACAACAACCAAGCAACAAUCGCUGUCGGUAGAACAGCUAGCAAGGCAAAAAGCUUUUGACGAAGGCGAAGCUUUUAGUGGCAAACGGUUCUUGGCAAUGCAAAAAUGAAGUACAUGGUACAGAACCUGUUGAAA